CUCCUAGUUAAAUACACGCAGGAAAGAAGCAAGUGAGAGUGGGUUCAUUUGUUUUCCGUUAUGAAGUUUCGUUAGCGACUGAACCGCACGCGCAUUAUUCAAAUAAACUAAAACUGAAACUCCGGACGGCGACACCCCGGAGAUCUAUAAACUCCGAUCGGAGGCCGAUUUGCUCGUUCGCGGCGAAGAGAUUGGAUGGAUGAUAGAGGAGGAGGUUCGUUCGUGGCCGUGAGGAGGAUUUCUCAAAGUCUGGAACGAGGAAACGUUUACGAUUCGUCUUCAUCUGCUGAGGCUGUGGCUGGAUCGGCAGCGUGGUUAGGCCGUGGCCUUUCCUGUGUUUGUGUUCAGGGAAGAGAUGGCGCCUCUCGUCCUUCCUUUGAUCUUACACCUGCUCAGGAGGAAUGCUUGCAGAGGUUGCAGAACCGCAUGGAAGUAGCUUAUGACACCUCAAUUCCUCAGCAUCAGGAAGCUCUGAAGGGUCUUUGGAAACUUUCUUUUCCUGAAGAAGAGCUACACGCAAUUGUAUCUGAGCAGUGGAAGGAAAUGGGUUGGCAGGGGAAAGAUCCAUCCACUGAUUUUAGGGGUGGUGGUUUCAUAUCUCUUGAAAACUUAUUGUACUUCGCUAAGAGAUUCCCGAAAUCCUUCCAGGACCUUCUGCGGAAGCAGGUUGGGGAUCGAUCUGUAUGGGAAUACCCGUUUGCCGUUGCUGGCAUCAAUAUUACGUUCAUGCUUAUCCAGAUGCUUGGCCUUGAAGCAGUGAAACCACCAAGUAUUGUUGGCGAAACAUUUUUGAGAUUUCUUUCGGUGAAUGAAUCUGCGUUUGACAUUCUUUAUUGCAUUGCCUUCAAGCUAAUGGAUCAUCAAUGGCUCUCCAUGCGUGCUUCGUACAUGGAAUUUAACACGGUAAUGAAAUCGACAAGGAGGCAAUUGGAGAGAGAGAUAAUGGUUGAAGACAUAACAUAUAUUGAAGAUAUGCCAUCAUACAGCCUCCUUCUCAGUCAAUAAAAUACCAAACAGCUUAUGAGAGACUACUACUGUGUAAGUAGAAAGAUCUAACAGUUAGACCUCAAGAAACUCUAUACAAAGCCUAAAACAACAAACAGAACAGACCAGCAUAAAAAAAGGCAAAGUCUCUAUCUACACUUCUGGUAUUUCAUUUAUCAUAGUUAGUGACGGAAAGGUCUGUGAUUUCAUUUAAGAAGACAAGGUCUGUGAUUUCUUGAAACAGAAGUUAAGGUUUUGUUUCGUAUGGGAUUAGUGUUUCUAACUUUGUGUGCUUUGUAAAAACGUUGUUUGGUUAGUUCUUUCUUUUUGGCUAAUAAUCUCAAGGGCUCUCUGCUGAA
Messenger RNA from Brassica napus (rape), 1343 nucleotides. RefSeq names its product ELMO domain-containing protein C-like. The transcript has 10 exons. The record is from RefSeq and is a predicted model, not a curated record. The coding region runs from base 196 to 1005 and encodes 269 amino acids. NCBI's taxonomy places the organism in Eukaryota, Viridiplantae, Streptophyta, Magnoliopsida, Brassicales, Brassicaceae.